Pecten maximus is the source of this 4790-nucleotide messenger RNA. RefSeq lists its product as uncharacterized. Gene Ontology annotation, molecular function: tumor necrosis factor receptor binding. Lineage: Eukaryota; Metazoa; Mollusca; Bivalvia; Pectinida; Pectinidae. Gene Ontology annotation, biological process: immune response. The record is from RefSeq and is a predicted model, not a curated record. The transcript has 7 exons. Gene Ontology annotation, cellular component: membrane. Bases 2004 to 2867 code for a protein of 287 amino acids.
CGUUUAGAAAUGACCUGUUUAAAGAAAUCAGAGUUUAGACCCAACCACCAGGAGGAAUGGAAAAUACCGACUUUAGUCGCUGUAGAAAAACAGCCAUCUAUCAUAGCAUGAAAAACGUCUUAAAAGUGAGCGCUCUAGGAAAUAUCAUACUUUUACUGAUAUUGUUGUGUUUGAAAUCUUUGUUACCGUGGGCUGAUGUAGCCUUACCACCGCCUACCACUGCCUAUCGAGGCGCUCAAACAGAAACAACCAACGUUGGAAGCGGAGCAGUUUGCAUAGCAUGUAGUUUCUAUGGCAAAGACUUUCGGACCACUCUCUAUGAUAAUAUCAUCACAACAAACAGCAAUGUCACCUUAUGUUGUUUGGAUAAUGACACCUUUAUACAGGAUGUCAUCUUAGAGUUGGCUGACUCACCGGGUAACCAAUAUGUCUAUGAAGGACAAUCAGUUCACAAACUAAAUUGGUGGACUGAACGAAAUUAUGCUGCACAUCUUUAUGCUGACUACCGUUCCGAUGACAGAACUUUAACAUGGACCACCACAAGACACAGUACGUCAUUCCUACGAAACCUAAAACUGUCUACUGACGACAAGAGGAAACUGACCGUCCCUGAUACAGCUGGCGCAGGCAAUUACUUCGUAUAUUCCAUGAUCACUUUUGAUUUCCUUAACGAAGCAAUCAUUAAACACAAACAGAUAAUCACACACAUCAUUCAUAAAUCUAACAAUCCACUAGGAAACUAUGAAGGAAGAGAUAAUUGGCUUUGGCAUUCGACAUUCGGAGAUGAGGAUAUGUCUACACGACAGACAUCUUAUCUCAGUGGUGUUAUAAGUCUAAGCCCGUCGGACACCAUUUGGGUAGAAGCAUUCUCAUUCUCCCGAAUAGAACGUGAUUCAUCAGCAAAAUAUAUCGAUGUCUCCUCGCUAUACAAUAACUUUUUUGGAAUGUUUAAACUAGAUUAAACAAAUUGAAGUUUUAUUAAAAUCACAGACAUUCGAAAUGUUACCUACUUCCACCAAUGAUGCAAGUAAAUUUCAUAUUUUGUCUAUUGUAUACUUGUAUACAUAAUUGCAAUAUAUCUUUCUCCUGCUAACGUUAAUUUAUAUUACUGGUUUAUAUAGACGAAACAUCAGUGUUGGUGGUGUUGCUCUAUUUGCCUGUAUGAAUAUGUGCAGUGGGGAAGAAAAUAUUUCAAUGGUUAAAGAUAAAAACAACUAAUUUUCUUUUUUUAAUUUAACUUGUAAGGGAAAAUGCGUAUCAUAAACGUAUGUAUUUCAAAGAUAUUACAGUUUUUAACUAACAUUUUAAUUGCAUAUUGAAAUCCAACAAGGCAAUACAUAUGAGAUAUUAAAACUCCAAAUGAAAAAUUAGACGCGAUUGUGUUUGAUCAAAUGACUUGUUUUAAAUCACUUCACCUUAUUUACCUUACAAUUUAGAAUUUUAUUAGAUAACAAUAAAACAAUGUGUAGUUAUCAAGGUAAAAUUGAUUUACAAAUGCUAGUCUAUGCUUAAAAUAAAGCUAAAAAUAUUAGUUUGUAAUUACCAAUGAUAAUUAAAACCAAUCCUUACAGUAACAUACAGAAAAUAUACAAAUAAUAAUAUAGGCAUUGAUAAAUAAUAUUUGCUAAUUCUAUAUUUUAUCUUCCUUGUAACCCCAAUAAAUAUAAUUACAUAACAGUAACAUACACAACAUACACAAAAGAUUAGAUAGGACUUGAUUUUUAUGGGCACUGUAAUAUUUUUUUGCCCAAGAUCUCCCUAUAUCUGACUGGUACAUAUAAAAUAAAAUUGUACAACUGUCCACAGCGGUGUCUGUGUAGUGUAAAACACCAACGUGACCUGGAUUUGCUCACCACACCUCAGCAGGUUUGGUUUUCCCAUUUAAUCUAUUUUUAGCGUGUGUGAAAACCAAAUGUAUUAGGCAGUCGUCAUAUCCAGUGUUAUCCGCUGUCGAUUCGACUCAUCACACUAUUGUUGUAUAUAUGACUGUACAAUGUUAAGUCAUGGAGGACGUUACCAAGAGUAAGUGUUAUAUUAGGUUAAAACUGGCAUAUAAGGUGUCCAUGGUACUCAAUGUUGUGAUUGUUAUGGCACUGAUUUGUCUGUAUCUAACACGACAAUUUUAUGACCGUAAUCUGCAGGACACUACACUUUUACAGCAGUCACAUGUAGAUACAAUACCCGACACAAUAUGUCUGUCCUGUUCUUAUUUCGGUGAAGCGAUUCAGACCGAGGAAAAUGUUUUAUAUGACAACAUAUUUAAGACACAAGGAGGCCAUCUGUGCUGUUUCCACGAUGAACAUGGAAUUCAAGAUAUGUUUUUAAAGAUGCUGAACGAAGAAAACAUGAAUGAAUCAUCAUCUUCAUCAGAUGAAGGGGUGACCCGAAGGAUGCAAUGGUGGCGAAACCGGGAUUUCUCUGCUCAUUUAUACCGUGAAUCUACCAAUAUACCUGGAAGUGAUAUGACGUGGACUUCUAAGGAUUUUUUAGGAACUGGCUUCAUCAGAAAUUUAACAUUGUCCGAAAAGUCAAAAAUCCAAUUGGACGACGGACUGGGAGCAGGAAUGUAUUUUAUAUAUUCUUUGAUCACAGUGACAUCUAACAAUCCCUCAAGGCGUCUCCCAGAGGGUGCUCAUAUUAUAAACAAAUCUAAUAAGGAAGUGUUAAAUAAUAUCCCAUCCAGUCUGGCAUUCAGACGUUUUGGUGGAAAUAACAAUGAGAAAAAUGACUCUUACACUAGUUUUCUGUGUCUAACGGAGUAUCUGAAUAUAGGUGACGAAAUUGAAACAAAGCUAACAAUAAAAAAUGUGUCAAAUUAUGGAAACGGUGGAAUGUUCUCAAAUUACUUCGGAAUGUUCAAACUAUAAUAUUGCAAAUCGUGAUACUUUAAUACGCAAGGAGAGUCAAUCUCGAAUUGAAAGCCCAUGAGGUUAUUUGUUUGAUAUCAAUGGUACCCAUUUCCGUUGACUAUAUAGAAUGACCAAAUCACAUACAUUAUAUAUCACUUAAACGACAUGCCCAUAUUGCUGACUAGUUGGACAUAAUGGCGUCAUUCAUAUGACAGCUAUACGGUCGGAGAUUGAGUUGGAAAAUUUCGAUGCUAUUUUGUGUUAAUGCUGGGAUGACUUUAAAUUGUAUGAAACGAAGCGAAAUAAAAUACUGCACAAACAUAUCUGGGCAAUUGAGGUCAUCUUCCAUGCAUUGUGAAUCACUGUUGAAUUGUUUUAUGUGUCUCACAUUCGAGGAUUGUUCCCAGUUGUAAGCUUCUUAAGUCCAUGUACUAUACAUGGGUGAGCUUGUCUAUUCUCUGGUACGCAUCACAUGCCUUAAUCACAUUGCUUUUCGUGUAAAGUCACAUGAAUCACAAGAACAAUUUUGAUAAGACACAUAAUAUUGACGAAACCCCUAUCUGAUUAAUCAUGGAAUAUAGACGGUUCCCCUAUUUGAUAAGACACAGAAUAUAUACGUACCCCUUUUUGAUAAGACAGAGAUUAUAAACCGAUUAUAACAACCCAUCCCAACCCCACCCCACCCCAAAGUCAGGACAUAUGAAACCAGGUGUUCUUGAAUAAUAUACAUAACAAUAUAUAACUAUUGUUAUAUAACUACAGCCUUUACUAGAGUUAAACAAAAUGAUACUCCAAAUUACCUUUAAUGGUGUCCAGCAUUUGACUUAGCGUGUCAUUUCUCGUGAUAAACAUAGAACUACUUAGUAAUAUAUCUUUCUCUAUAUCUUCACGGAAUGCCAUUGCAUUUUGGUUCAAACAAACGUAUACAGAAAAACAAUACUCGCAGCACAGACAAACACUUUGUCGAAACAGUCAGUGAUUCUAAUAAAGAAAAUGCCAUACUUUUACAUUGCAUAGGUAAAAUAAUAUAUAUAUAUGGUAAUAUGCCAACAAAACUUUUAUUAUGGUAUGUGAGGGUGUGGUAUGUGAGGAUGUGUGGUAUGCUUUGUUGUGUGGUAUGUGAGGGUGUGUGGUAUGUGAGGAUGUGUUGUGUGUGAGGGUGUGUGGUAUGUGAGGGUGUGUGGUAUGUGAGGGUGUGUGGUAUGUGAGUGUGUGUGUGUUAUGUGAGGGUGUGUGUUAUGUGAGGGUGUGUGUUAUGUGAGGGUGUGUGGUGUGUGUGGUAUGUGAAGGUGUGUGGUAUGUGAGGGUGUGUGUUAUGUGAGGGUGUAUGUUAUGUGAGGGUGUGUGGUAUGUCAGGGUAUGUUUUUAUGUGAGGGUGCGUGGUAUGUGAGGGUGUGUGGUAUGUGAGGGUGUGUGUUAUGUGAGGGUGUAUGUUAUGUGAGGGUGUGUGGUAUGUCAGGGUAUGUUUUUAUGUGAGGGUGCGUGGUAUGUGAGGGUGUGUGGUAUGUAAGGGUAUGAUAUGCGUUGUUUUGUGAGGAUCUGUACGUGUGUGGUAUGUGAGGGUGUAUGGUAUGUGAAGGUGUGUGGUAUGUGAGGGUGCGUGGUAUGUGAGGGUGUGUGGUAUGUCAGGGUAUGUUUUUAUGUGAGGGUAUGGAUAUGCGUUGUUUUGUGAGGAUCUGUACGUGUGUGUUAUGUGAGGGUGUGUGGUAUGUGAAGAUGUGUGGUAUGUGAAGGUGUGUGUUAUGUGAGGGUGUGUGGUAUGUGAGGGUAUGAUAUGCGUUGGUGUGUGAGGAUGUACGAUGUUAUGUAUUGCAGUACUUGUUUCCAGCUUUAUUGUCAUUGCUUUAUGUUUUAUUUACAAAGACUACGUUAAAAUUCAUAAAGAGUAUAAAUUGUAACAGUAUUUGUACGUUUAUCUGCGAUAAAUUUGAAGUUACUGUA